AUGGAUUGUUAUUCUUGCUUCAGUCCAGUCAAACCUAAAGAGAAAAAAGCAACUUCUGCUCUUGAUUUCUUUGGUUCUACUCCAGUUGAAAGGGAAUCCAGGAAAAUAUUUGCUAAGAAAGAAAACAGGUGAAUAACUAACUACACUUUUUAAUUUCCACCCACAAUUUUUUUUGUAAAGAAAAAUUCAGGCAUCCAGUGUAUUUUUUUAACAGUACUUCAUGCAUCAUGCAUUGAACAGGGAAAGCUUCAAACCUCACCAUACCUUGCCUUUCUAUAAAAUUCAUGCAUCACAUGUUAAUUUUUGGGUGUAAUCAUGUAUCCCUUGUAACCCUCAGCCAAUCUGUUAUAGUUAUAUCAGGAUGGUCUACAGUGAACACAUAACAUGUCACAAAAUCAAUGGGUACCGGUAGUGACCAAUUGAGGAAUAGUUUUGGCAGAAACAACACCAUAGGCUGCCUUAAAGGAACAAGUCCUUUCACCUCCAAGAUAUUAAAAUCAGUUCUCUUUACUGUCAGUCACACAAGUGUCAUGAAAAUAUCUUUGAGAAUAUGGUGUUCAAUCAAGUGAUAUCCUCUUGUCUGAUGAUUUUCUUUCUUCUCAUCACAUUGCUUCUCAGUUGACUGUGAAUUGGUAUUAUUGCGAGAAAUUAGAAAAUUGAUCACUCUUAAGAGUGCAAAUUUUAAGCUUGGUCCAGAGCUUUAAGCCUUCCAAAUGAUCAUUCCUUAAUUCCCUGUUGAACCAUCAAUCAUUUUUUUUGUUUUCAUUUCCCACAGAGAUCUGACUCAAAGUGAACUUCAAUAGAAAAGAAGAGUAUAAAAAUGGGAGAGAAAAAGAAGGAAGAGAAAAUGGGAAUGUCAACCAUCACACAACAGAGCAACCAUCAAAGAAAAGAAAGGAAGACUUCUCAGAAUCAAAGUCUGAGGUUAAAAAGUCUUCCCCUGAGAAGAAAAAGGUUUGUAAGCCUUUUGAUUACCAUACUUUAUUGUUGCAAAAUUAAUCAUUACUAUUAAUACUUAAUUGAACCAGCUACCCUGAUACUAGAAUGGAUUGGAUCUGAUAUGAUUGCAUGUGUAAGGUAUGUGUCAUUAAGCACUUAAAUAAGUUACUUUUAGAUGAAACAGUAACAUUUUAUGACUAAAUUUGGCUUUGUUUGAGAUCCAAAAGCUUAUUCAAAUUUGUUAACUGGUGUUACAUUUUGUAUAUGUAAACCUGUCCUACUAUGACACAUUACUAACAAUACUUGCAACAAAACAUUACUUACAAUACUAACACUACUCAAAAUACUACCAUUACUGUACCUAGAAUUUAUACAAAAACAGUAACAAUAGUGACAAAACUUUUAGGUACAUUUUUGGUGAUUUUAACUUUGACAAUCCAGGAAGAUGUUGCCACUUUGUCUCCAUUUUUCAAAGCAGCAGUGUCUUUCACUAUCAACAUUCCGAUUUGGGACAACUCUUGCCUUGUGAGGACAACUCUUUGCUGUUAG
Molecule: messenger RNA, 1488 nt
Organism: Pocillopora meandrina
Lineage: Eukaryota; Metazoa; Cnidaria; Anthozoa; Scleractinia; Pocilloporidae
Source: the annotation of a GenBank genome assembly